GGUAGGAAGUGUUGACAAAUAGCGAAUGUAAAUCUUGUUUGCAAUCAAUGCUACUGUAGUCGUUGUACCUUAGCAUAAUUUGUCAGACUUCCAGAGUCAUCUUUUAAUUUAACAUCAUUAUUUAAUCGUACACAUUUUUCAAUUAUGUGAUGUCGUUUAAGUGAAUCUAGCAGUCUAACUGUCAUCCAAGUAGGACUAAUGUUAUCUCCCAGAGACAUGGCGACUUAAUUAAUGACCCACCACACGUCUAGACACCUUUAAAUUCGGUGACAGCACAACGUAAAAUCAACGAUGUCUCAAUUUAUGGAUUCCGAAGAGAAUACGCCAUUGCUCAACGAUGAUUCUGGCAGUGAUGACUCCCAAAAUGAUGAAUACAAGAGUAGAUGGCGGUCAAUUCGUGUAAUGUACUUCACAAUGUUUCUAAGCAGCGUUGGUUUCACUAUUGUCAUCACGUCAGUUUGGCCGUAUCUGCAAAAGAUUGAUGACAGUGCCAAUGCUAGCUUCCUGGGCUGGGUGGUGGCGGCCUACAGCCUGGGCCAGAUGCUGGCGUCCCCCCUCUUUGGGCUCUGGUCCAAUCACAGGCCCAGGAGAGAACCAUUGGCCUGCUCUAUUUUCAUCAACGUCACAGCCAACAUCUACUACUCCUACGUCUACCUACCCACAUCACAGAACAAGUACCACAUGCUCAUGUCUCGAGCUUUAGUCGGUUUUGGAGCAGGGAACGUAGCUGUUGUGAGGUCCUAUGUUGCUGGAGCCACCUCACUGAAGGAGAGAAACAGUGCUAUGGCUAACACAAGUGCCUGUCAGGCUCUGGGGUUCAUUCUGGGUCCAGCUCUCCAGGCCGGUUUGUCAUUCAUUGGUGAACAAGGUGUUAGCGUGAAGGUCAUUGACCUACAGCUGAAUAUGUACACCGCCCCAGCUCUACUGGCUGCAUUAUUUGGCGUCAUCAAUAUCCUGCUCGUCGUGUUAGUGCUGAGGGAACACCAAGUUGACGACUAUGGAAGACAUAUCAGAGCCAUCAAUUAUGUGUCUGAAGAAAGAAUGGAUGUCAGUCAGGAAACAGAAGGGAAUAUUGAUCACGUUGCUGUUUUGACCUCCAAUGUUCUAUUUUUCAUCAUCAUGUUCAUUUUCGCUGUCUUCGAGACCAUAGCCACACCCCUAUCUAUGGACAUGUUCUCUUGGACUAGGAAGGACGCAGUGCUCUACAACGGUAUCAUACUGUCCUGCGUCGGCUUUGAGUCCAUCCUGGUGUUUCUACUUGUGAAGGUUCUCUCUCAAAGGAUUGGUGAUCGUCCUGUGCUCCUUGGAGGCUUGGCUAUCAUAUUCUGUGGCUUCUUUGUCCUGCUCCCAUGGGGGAACCAUUACCCUGCCAUCCAGUGGGCAGACCUCAAGAAUUACACUGUCAUCCACGAGACGUUUGCCCCAAUCCCGGCGUUUGCCCCAACUCCGGUCUCCAACAGCUCCUUCGAGCCGACAGGCUGCCCUGCUGAACAGACAUGGUGCCAGUAUACCCCCGCCAUUCACCUGGCACAGUUCCUUACCGCCGACGUCCUCAUUGGAGCGGGCUACCCGGCCUGCAACGUGAUAUCCUACACGCUCUACUCCAAAAUCCUAGGGUCCAAGCCUCAGGGUGUGUACAUGGGGUGGUUGACAGCCUCUGGUAGCGGGGCCCGGACCCUGGGGCCCGUGUUCGUCUCCCAGGUGUACACAAUCCUGGGUCCACGUUGGGCUUUCAGCCUCAUCUGUGUCAUGGUGCUUGGGGCCAUACUUCUCCUGGGAGCCCUCUACCACAAACUCAUCUCCUUCGCCGUGCGUCACGGCAGGAUCCUGGAGUAAGAAAUGUAGACCCCACACCCAUUUUAGGGGGACUUUUUGUCGACUUUAAUCCUAAAAAUGAGAAGCUUUCACUAAUGAAGUUGCUGCCGGGGAUGUGGUGACAGUUUCACAAUGCCUUAUGGUUUGUCACUCAGGUUCGAUAUUGAAGAUGUUUGGUCAAGAACGAAACGGUAGGGCCAUUUUAUUUUCUCCUGAGUUGAGAUGAGAGUCGCUUCUCCAGUUGAAAAAGGAACUACUUAUUUUACCACUAAACGUAUUGCAGUAACUGCUACUUCUCUGAUUUUGUAUGGAAAAGCAAUUUAAAAAUGUGCUCUCUCUCUCUCUCUUUUUGAAAGUGUACUUGGCUUGUUUGGGGGGACCACUGAUUUAAACAUCGGUUAAUUUGUUUGUUUUUAUGCUGUAAAUGGUUUGAAUAAUGGUCACUUUUAGUAUUGAAAAAUAUAUACGUGCAUGUAGUUGAAGUGGCUGAUUCCAACUGAGUCA
This is a messenger RNA of Oncorhynchus mykiss (rainbow trout), 2319 nucleotides long. RefSeq names its product major facilitator superfamily domain containing 8 (gene mfsd8). Lineage: Eukaryota; Metazoa; Chordata; Actinopteri; Salmoniformes; Salmonidae. Gene Ontology annotation, cellular component: lysosomal membrane. The record is from RefSeq and is a predicted model, not a curated record. Gene Ontology annotation, molecular function: transmembrane transporter activity. Gene Ontology annotation, biological process: transmembrane transport.